AAUUUUUAAAAUUAAAAAAAAAUUAAAAUUAAAAUUAAAAUGUUUAUUGCAUCGAAAUGCGGUAAACAAGAACAAUUCUUUUCAUUCCAAUGCUGCAAUGGACGACACGUGAUUGCCAAUUUAGAUCAACGUAUUAUUAGUGUGUUACUUCAAGAAGCAAAGUUGCGCCAAAAGAUAAUCUUUAUACAGGUCACUUUUAUGCUAACUACUUAUUUUGAAUUUUUCUCGAGUUUUUCCGCCUUUUAUUUAAAGUAUCUGUACGAUUGUGUUAAAAUUUGGAAAGACAUUUUUUAAAAAAAUGAAUUCUGUAACUCAAGUUGACGAACUUGUUAAAGAAUAUUUAUUGUUUAGAGGCUUCUCAAAUACAUUUCGUGUUUUCGAGCAAGAAUGUCGCAACGACAAAGAUAAAGGAUUUCAAGCUGAUAAAAUCAUUGAAGAACUAUUUUCUUAUAUUACAUCUAGCGAUAUAGAUGGAUUAUUAGACUAUUGGAAAUAUCUGGAUUUAAGAUAUUUUUCUCGUCUAGAUGCAAGAUUCUUUGAAAGUGUAAAGAAAUUUGAAAUUUGUUUAAUAAGAUAUUAUCUUGUUUAUGCUACGCAACAAAAGAGAAAAGAUAAAAUCCUUGAAUUUUUUGAAACCUUUGGUGCAGAAUUAAACGGCAAUCCUGAAUGGUUAAAAUGGUUUGGGUUGCCAUUUUCAAAAAAUCCUGCUUCAGAUCCCAAUUUCGAAACAUUUUUUACCAGGCAAUGGCUAGAAACAUUCACCAUAUCCCUACAUAAUUUUUUAAACACGAUAUUUCAAAACAUGUCUUUGCCAAGUUUACUAUGUUUCAAUCUCGAUCGAUUACAUCGAAAAACACUUCGAAGUGAAAUUGAAUCAUUACGGAUCGAGAUCGAAAAUCUCAAAAAAGAAAAAGCAAAUGGAGACACUGAGAUUACAUCACUUAAACAAAAAGUUGCUCAACACGAAAUGACGGGUUAUCCCAGGCGAAGAUCUACGGCAUCAAGUAUUAAUAAACAUGAAAUAGAUAAUGGCAUAAAGUCACCAGAAAUGUUUGCAGAUGAUCAAAGCAUGACACCUAUAUCUGAAUAUGAUAUUGAUGAUUCACAUGGACAUAUACACCCCUUCACUGUUACUAGUCAGGAAAUGUUUUUGGAAAAUACAUCAGGCAUCACAGUAGCAAAAAUUUCACAUCAGGGUAAUUUAAUCGCAAGUAGCGAUGUGGAUAAUAUUAUUAGGAUAUGGAGUUACGCAGGAUCAUCAUCACCUACAGUGAAACUCAGUAAUUCUAAUUCUAAUAUAUUAAGUUUAGAAUGGGAAGCCAGAUCAGAUAAACUUUUAUUAUAUGGUACGGAUGAACAAUUGAUUAAAGUGUAUAAUAAAGAGUCUAGAUCGAUUAUUCACGAGUUCAAAAUGGAUGAACAAUUUCCAAAGGUAAAUCAAAUAAGUUGUUCGCCGGUGGAAUCAUUAUUUGCAUGUUCAGGAUCACCAAAAUCAAUAGAUGAUAUGUGCAACAGAAGUGAAACAGGAUCUUUAAUCACAUUGAAUUUGAAGACGAUGACGAUACAAGAUACGUUUAUGCUCAAAGCAUCUUCAAAAUCACCAUCUUCAUUACCUUUAAUGCCAAUAGAGACCAUUAAAUUUAAUCAUAAUGGUCAAAUGUUAGUUACAGGAGAUAAAUCUGGUUAUAUAAGAAUAUUUGAUAUUCGAACAUUAACACCAAUUAUGGAGUGGAAUAUUUCUAAUUCAAGUAAAAUUGGAAGUGGAGUCAUCUGUUCAUCUCAAUUUAGUUUUGAUGAGAAUUCUAUAUAUGUAGUUGACGAGUCAGGAGAGUUGUCACAAUGGUCAAGUCGUAAACCUGGAUCUGUUAUGUCACAAUCACAAUUACAAGGCUUUCCACCAGCGAUGCCAAUAACUUCAACGAAUCUUACUCCAAAAUUAUCCCGCAAACGUACGCCAUCAAUGUCAUCAAUUCGUUCAAUCAAAUCUACAAGAUCAACAUCUUCAAUACCUGCAAUUAUCGAAUCCACACCUUACGUGCCGACUUCACGUGUACCUAUGAUAGCAUUUAAUGACGAUACUGAAUACCUAGUUUGUGUUGGCGAUAAUGGCGGAACUCAGGGUGUUAUUUACCAAACAUCCAAUGGAGAACAAGUUCAAACAUUAAAAUCACACAGACAAUAUUUAACGGCCGUUGAUUGGUCAGAAAAUACCAUAAUAACUGCGGCAAUGGAUGGAACCGUUAGAGUAUCUAGAAUGGUAAAUUCAUAGUUUCAUGGAGUAAAUUCUCACAAAAAUUGUUAGAAUUUUUUUGUGUAUUAUUAUGAUAGCGGAGUAUUUAUUUUAUUUAUUUAUAACCUUUAUUUAUUUUAUUUUCUUUUUUUUUUAAAAAAAAAAAAUAAACCAUCUUUUUUUUAUGUAAUGGAA
This is a messenger RNA of Rhizophagus irregularis DAOM 181602=DAOM 197198, 2425 nucleotides long. RefSeq lists its product as uncharacterized. Gene Ontology annotation, molecular function: protein binding; phosphatidylinositol 3-kinase inhibitor activity. The record is from RefSeq and is a predicted model, not a curated record. Gene Ontology annotation, cellular component: early endosome membrane; late endosome membrane; extrinsic component of endosome membrane. NCBI's taxonomy places the organism in Eukaryota, Fungi, Glomeromycota, Glomeromycetes, Glomerales, Glomeraceae. Gene Ontology annotation, biological process: early endosome to late endosome transport; negative regulation of phosphatidylinositol 3-kinase/protein kinase B signal transduction.